CACGCUAUUGUUUAUUUAUCCUUGCCAAAUCUAGUGCAAAGAAAUUCUCAGGAAACAUUUUCAUGUGCAACUCGAAUGGUUUAUUCUUUAGUGUUAGAGACUGUGUGAAUCUGAAAAAUAUUUAACGAAUAUGAAUUCCAGAUGUACCCCUUCUGGAGAGAUAGUGGCAAUGGUAAUGGAAUAUCUCACCAUACCCGAACGCAGGACAGCGGCUUCGGUUUGCAGACAAUGGCGAAAUUCGGUAUUCAAUGAGAGUUUUUUCAAACAGAUUUGUGUGAAAGUAUCGAGACCAACGGAUUUGUCUGCUCUCAGCACUAGCGCUUUAUACAGGCGAUUCCGAAACGUAUCGAUCGACUACACGCAUGGAAACAUCGAUGAAGUAAUGUUGGGAAAUUUCCUAAUUGGCUCACCCAUUGAACGAAUAUCUAUAAACGGUGAAUCAAAACCAGUAAAAGCUUGGCUAGAGAACACUCUGCCAUUCUUGAGGUGUUUGUUGUAUUUAAAAAUAGAAACUUGGAUGAAGAAAGACGAUAAAGAUGAAAACCUCAAAAAAAUGAAACCUGCCAGUAUAGGGGAAAUUGAAGAAAUUGGAAUUAAUCACCCUGGGGUGAAAGUUCUCGAAUUGAAAAAUUUCAGUGCAUGUACCAUUACCGAAAUAAACUGUCCAGCCUUGAUCGUUUUUCAUACAUCAACAAACCGUUUUGGAGCGAACUGUGAGCUUCUACCUAUUUUUGAAAAGUAUACAAACCUGCAGGAAUUGAGCCUCAACGAUGAACACAUGGCAUUGACUGAGGAACUGGAAUUUGAUAUGUUGGUCCAUUUAGUGAAACUACAACUAGAUGGACGUUCAUUCAAAGUCAACCGAAAAUUUUUCAAUAGCAUCUCGAGAAUGCCACGGCUUCAUACCCUUCAUCUGGUGAAUUGUAUGUUCUGCCUCCCAGAUGAGGCACAGGCAACGUAUGUUGUCUCCAGCAGAAUAACAACAUUCGUUGUCUGUAGUGAUAUGCCGGCCAUCAUCAUUCUGAAUUUCCCAAAUUUGAAAAAAUUGACCUGUUUAUGUAAUGGAUCUGAUUUGAAUCGGAACAUACAGCUUAUGUGUCGUUUUUACUCCGUCCUCGAAGAAAUAAAUAUUGGUGUACCUAGUAACUUGUACAAUUUGCACUAUUGCGAUCCACUGAUGGAGUUCAUUAGUGAAUUCAGAUGCCUCAGGUCCAUCCAAUUCACUCGGAUGUUCACGAUAAAUAUAACAUGGCCCGUCAGCAACAUUCUGGACAUCGAGAAGAUUAGGUUCCUGGAAUGUGGAGUAGAGGGAGAGGCCGCCUUAUUAAUCGCAGACAAAUUCCCGGCGUUGAGAGAUUUGUUCCUAGACAAUUGUUCUCUCAUGGGUGAAACGGACAUAUUUGAAAUCGACGAAAAAUGUUCCAGGGGUCUACGAUCCUACAUACCUCGAUGUAGAAUUUCAUUUCGUGGCAGCUCUGUCUCUGAAUGAGCUGAUAUUUCGCGUUUUAAACUUUUAUUCGUUUGUUUUAUAAUUUUUAUGUAAUGUAAUGUAUAAUGUUUUAUGUUCAGAAAAGUAAAGUGCUAUUUUAUUUUUGUAGUAGAA
This is a messenger RNA of Toxorhynchites rutilus septentrionalis, 1603 nucleotides long. RefSeq lists its product as uncharacterized. Gene Ontology annotation, molecular function: protein binding. Bases 131 to 1489 code for a protein of 452 amino acids. The transcript has 3 exons. The record is from RefSeq and is a predicted model, not a curated record. Lineage: Eukaryota; Metazoa; Arthropoda; Insecta; Diptera; Culicidae.